This is a messenger RNA of Melampsora larici-populina 98AG31, 710 nucleotides long. RefSeq lists its product as uncharacterized. The transcript has a single exon. The annotation marks the transcript as partial. The record is from RefSeq and is a predicted model, not a curated record. NCBI's taxonomy places the organism in Eukaryota, Fungi, Basidiomycota, Pucciniomycetes, Pucciniales, Melampsoraceae.
AGAGUCACUCCAGGCCAUCGAACCAUUACUGGACUAACAACUAACCAAUCUCAAAUCACAAACAGAACGAAAAUGGUUAAACGACCACUUGGAUUAAAAGCGAGUAAAUCAACCAAAAAAUCAAAACCAAGCACGACCACCAGUACCACCGAUGAAACUCAAACUACUACAACAACAGAAGCAGUGGAAAAUAAAACACAAUUUACGACUAUUGGAUUUAAAUCAAACCAAGAAGGAAAUGAUGAAGAUGGAUUAACGAUUGAAGAUUUAUACGAACUUGUUAUUCAAUCAAAACAAACCUUAAUCCGAUUUUAUUUAUAUGAAAACUUAGAAUUUGGAAAUGAAUCGAGUAAUUUGUUAAGAGGGAUUUGUCAUGAAUGUGAACGUCGAAUGAAUUUAGGAUCAUCAACCAAUUCAACAAGUAUUUCUGAAGAAACGGUUUCGAAAGAUUUGGUUUUUUCUUGUUUGGCUUGGGCUUCAUUUUCUUUAGGGUUUUUGAUUUAUCCAAUUGGUCAAGAACCUAUUAAGAAAUUAAUUAGAGUAGAUGAACCUAAUCAAUUAGAAAAAUGGAUUUGGAUCUCAUUAAAAUCUUUAGAAUCUGUUACCGAAACUCAUGAAGAUUUUAAAUUACUUAAACCUACAGUUUUAUUAAUCCAAAGCUUAUUAAAACCUGAAAACGAAAUCCAAAGCGAAUCAAGUCUUGAAACAUU